Messenger RNA from Aspergillus welwitschiae, 1224 nucleotides. Its product is annotated as FAD-dependent oxidoreductase. The transcript has 3 exons. Gene Ontology annotation, molecular function: FAD binding. The record is from RefSeq and is a predicted model, not a curated record. NCBI's taxonomy places the organism in Eukaryota, Fungi, Ascomycota, Eurotiomycetes, Eurotiales, Aspergillaceae. Bases 1 to 1224 code for a protein of 407 amino acids.
AUGGAACCCGUUCUCAUUGUAGGAGCCGGCAUUGUCGGAUUGACUCUUGGUCAAGCUCUUCAGAAGGCCAACAUCCCCUUCCGCAUUUACGAGCGUGAUGCGUCGCCAGAUGCUCGCGGCCAAGGAUGGGCCAUCACUUUGCAUUGGGCCCUAGAGUACAUUCAGAAGAUGUUGCCCGAGGACACAUUACAGGCUAUUCAAGCGGUGCAGGUUGACCCACAAGUGGCCAAGAAUGACAAUGGGAAUUUCCUUUUCAUUGACCUCGCGACUGGCGAGCCCAAAUGGAAGAUUCCCCCGAGUACCCGCUGGCGGGUCAACCGGGAGAAGAUGCGUCAAGCUUUGCUUCGGGGAAUUGAACAACAUGUUAGGUGGAAUGCUCAGGUAGUUGAUGUGGAGGUUACCAGUGCCUCAACUGCCCCAUGUUUGGUUCUGGCAGAUGGCACCCGCGUGUCAGGGAAAUUCGUUAUCGGCGUCGAAGGAAGUCGAUCUCUGGUGAGACGAGUCCUGCGACCAGAUGCAUACAGCAACUCUGUCCUUCCCAUCCGCUUUACUGGUGUAGCCGUGGACCUGUCCCCGCAAGAGAUAAAACCCCUGCGGUCAAUGGAUCCCCUGCUAUUUCAGGGCUGUCACCCUAGCACGGGCGUGUUCUUCUGGUUUUCAAUGCUUGAGACUCCCGAGAGGAAUGGCACUCAGGGAACUCCAGACGAGCAUUACCGGGCCCAGAUAUGCAUGUCAUGGCCAGUAAAAAGCGAGGCAGACGAGGUGGCUGGCACCGAUGCGGAACGGUUGGACAACAUGAAGCGACGCUCAGUCGGAUUCGUGCCUUUUUUGCGGUCGGUUGUAGAAGGUAUCCCCAAAGGAACACCGGUCGUGGAAAUUAAACUGGGAGAUUGGGAAUGUUUGGAUUGGGACAACCGUGACGGUCGAGUCACUCUGGCGGGGGAUGCAGCCCACGCCAUGACGAUGUAUCGUGGAGAAGCCGCGAAUCAUGGAUUGUUAGACGCAUAUAACCUCUUCCAGGCCUUGAGACAUGUGUACUCUGGUGAGAAAGGGGCCAAAGAAGCGUUGGAUGAGUAUGAGACGGAAAUGCGAUCGCGCACUAGACGCGCUGUCCGGCUCAGUCGACAGGCCUGCCGCGAUGCCCACGCUUGGGAACAGCUGAAUGAACACUCAGCCAUCUUAACCAAACGGGCUGUCACGGGCGAAGCCGAGCGCUUAGAGUAA